This is a messenger RNA of Thermothielavioides terrestris NRRL 8126, 504 nucleotides long. RefSeq lists its product as uncharacterized. NCBI's taxonomy places the organism in Eukaryota, Fungi, Ascomycota, Sordariomycetes, Sordariales, Chaetomiaceae. The record is from RefSeq and is a predicted model, not a curated record. The coding region runs from base 1 to 504 and encodes 167 amino acids. The transcript is spliced from 2 exons.
AUGCAAACCAAGUCCUUCAUCGUCAUCGCCCUUGCGACCUUGAGCCAGGCCCGUUUCGGCCAGGAGGGUGCUGUUCAAGACAAGAUCCAGGCGCUCAGCAACUUUGGUGCACCGGGCGCCGCUGCCACCCUUGCUGGCAAGACGCCUGGUGUGCUCCUGGCUGGUGCUAACGCGUGCGCAAAGCUUCAACUUGCGGACGAGAUUGUGUCUACGCUAGGCACCGACCCGGCGGUCAUUGCUGGCGCUGCAGCCCUUGUGGCUGCCGAAAAGAACUUCAACCCCUUCGCCCAGUCAAUUCCCACCAUCUGCAGCGACGCAUCCCUUCCCGCCACGCCGGAGCUCCGGGGAAUCAUCCCUUUGGUCGACCCUGCCGUCGGCGGGGCUGACAUUCAGAACGCCAACUCUGCCAAGUCUCUACAGACGCCGUUUAGCAGCGAUGGCCUGAGCGUGGCCGACAUCUCGAAGGCACAAGGGUUUGACAACUUCACUGCUCAGGCGGCUUGA